AUGUUUCUGUCCAUCGCACCGCCUCUAAUGGAUUUCGAAGACGAACUGCUGUGGAUUAACCAGUCGAACAGCGAUAAGGUGGAGAUCCUGUACGACCAGUCCAACUACGUUACCCCCAAUACAAAGCACCUCAUCGAACAGGCAUUCCUUCAGCCACUGAGUCUGCAGGAUCAGCACAUUUUGUUCGACGAUCUGCUGAAGCAGAACACUGACAUUGCACGCCAAUACGGACUGACUCCGGCCAAACUACCUCUGCUAGUUGAAAACAAUCCUCUCAUUUCCAUUGAGAUUUUACUAAGACUGAUGAUGACCACCGACAUAACAGAGUAUUUCAACAUAUUGGUUAAUAUGGAUAUAACACUCCACUCCAUGGAAGUGGUCAACAGACUAACUACUUCGGGUCCUUUGCCCACGGAGUUCAUUCAUUUGUACAUCAGCAACUGCAUCUCGACCUGCGAAACAGUCAAGGAUAAAUACAUGCAAUCCCGCCUGGUGCGGCUGGUUUGCGUAUUUCUGCAGUCCUUGAUCCGAAACAAGAUUGUGAAUGUUAAGGUGAGAUCCAUAAUCAUUGCCUUCAAAAAAGUCAGUAGCUUUACCCAUUUUUUUCAGGAACUAUUCAUCGAGAUCGAAGCAUUCUGCGUGGGUUUCAGCAAAAUCAAGGAAGCUGCCGCUUUGUAUCGCCUCAUUAAACACUUGGAGACCGGAGAGAGUGCUCUUUCUUCCAAUUCGCUAGCAAAGUAAUGGGCGACCGUCUUGUUUACAACUUAGUUUAUAAAUAGCGAAAUAAAACAGAAAACUCCCUUUGUA
Molecule: messenger RNA, 807 nt
Organism: Drosophila subpulchrella
Lineage: Eukaryota; Metazoa; Arthropoda; Insecta; Diptera; Drosophilidae
Gene: Not11
Product: CCR4-NOT transcription complex subunit 11
Exons: 3
Coding region: 1-741 (246 amino acids)
Biological process (GO): negative regulation of translation; mRNA catabolic process
Cellular component (GO): CCR4-NOT complex
Source: RefSeq, a predicted model, not a curated record